Molecule: messenger RNA, 3232 nt
Organism: Spea bombifrons (plains spadefoot toad)
Lineage: Eukaryota; Metazoa; Chordata; Amphibia; Anura; Pelobatidae
Gene: NEK9
Product: NIMA related kinase 9
Exons: 23
Coding region: 61-2874 (937 amino acids)
Biological process (GO): protein phosphorylation
Cellular component (GO): centrosome
Molecular function (GO): protein kinase activity; protein kinase binding; ATP binding
Source: RefSeq, a predicted model, not a curated record
CAGCCGUUCCGGGUUACAGGGAGGCCAAGAUGGCGACAGGCAGCCGCUGAUGAGUCCGCCAUGUCCGCGCUGGGCCGCUAUGACCGACACUGCGACUCCAUCAACUCUGACUUCGGUGACUCGUUGCGGAGCUGCGGGCCGGAGCAGGAGGAGCUACACUACAUCCCCAUCCGAGUGCUGGGCCAUGGGGCCUACGGGGAGGCUACCCUCUACCGCCGCACCGAGGACGACUCGUUGGUGGUGUGGAAGGAGGUGGGCCUGGCGCGGCUGUCGGAGAAGGAGCGGCGAGACGCCCUGAACGAGGUGGUGAUUCUGUCCCUGCUGCAGCACGACAACAUCAUCGCGUAUUACAACCACUUCCUGGACAGCAGCACCCUGCUCAUCGAGCUGGAAUACUGCAACGGUGGCAAUCUGUUUGAUAAAAUUGUUCGUCAGAAGGACCAGCUUUUCCAGGAAGAUAUGGUUCUUUGGUAUCUCUUCCAAAUCGUGUCUGCGGUGAGCUGCAUCCACAGAGCGGGAAUCCUGCACAGAGACAUCAAGACGCUGAAUAUUUUUCUGACCAAAGCGAAUCUCAUAAAGCUGGGAGAUUACGGCCUCGCCAAACGGCUGACCUCACAAUACUCCAUGGCUGAAACGUGUGUGGGCACUCUGUAUUACAUGUCCCCAGAAAUAUGUCAGGGGGUGAAGUACAGUUUCAAGUCGGACAUCUGGGCCGUCGGAUGCGUUCUGUACGAGCUGCUGACCCUGACGCGGACCUUUGAUGCCACGAACCCGCUGAACCUCUGUGUGAAGAUCGUCCAAGGAAACUGGGCCGUGGAGCUGGACAGCAGCUUCUACUCGCAGGAGCUCAUCGACGUCGUCCGGGAAUGUCUGCAGCAGGAUCCAGAGAGACGGCCGACAGCUGACGAGAUUCUGGAGCGGCGUCUGCUUAGUCAGUGCCGGAGAGACAUGGAGGAUAAAGUUUCGCUGCUAAACAGAUCAAGCAAGAGGUCCAGGCCGGGCACCGUCACAGAUGCCCCCAUUGCCGUGGUGACGUCGAGGAGCAGCGAGGUCUACGUGUGGGGGGGCGGGAAGGCUACGCCUCAGAAGCUGGACGUGUUUAAAGGCGGCUGUCGGCCGCAGCAGGUCUGUGCUGGAGAUGCCCAUUUCGCGGUGGUGACGGUGGAGAAGGAGCUCUACACGUGGGUGGACAUGCAGGGAGGCUCCAAGCUACACGGGCAGCUGGGACACGGAGACCGGGCCUCGUACCGGCAGCCUAAACGUGUGGAGAGACUCCAGGGGAAGGCUGUGCAGCAAGUCCGCUGCGGGGGAGACUUCACCGUGUGUGUUACAGAUGAAGGGCAGUUGUACUCCUUUGGGUCAGACUAUUACGGCUGCCUCGGUGUGAAUCAGACGGCAGGCGCUGAAGUCCUGGAGCCGGUGUUGGUUGAUUUCUUCCUCAAUGAGCCCGUUGAGCAGGUCUCCUGCGGGGACAGUCACGUCAUGGCUCUGACUCGGAGCAAGAGCGUGUACUCGUGGGGAUGUGGCGAGUAUGGAAGGCUGGGUCUGGAUUCGGAAGAUGAUGUUUACUAUCCGCAGAAAGUGGAGGUUCAGAGCGGUCUCUGCAUCGCGAGGGUUUCCUGUGGCCCUGACGGGAGCUUCCUGUUGACUCACUCUGGAAAAGUCCUUGCCUGUGGUUUAAAUGAGCACAACAAGCUGGGCCUCAACCAGUACACGGCGGGGAUCAUUAACCACGAGGCGUUUCUUGAAGUCCCGUACACCACGUCCUUGACCCUCGUCAAACCGCUGACCUUCUACAAGGUGCGCAGCAUCUCCCCUGGGAAGUCGCACACGGCCGCCAUCGACGAACGCGGACGGCUCCUGACCUUUGGCUGCAAUAAGUGGGGACAACUUGGGGUUGGAGAUUAUAGGAAGCAUUUGGGGGUGAACCUCCUCCGUGGACCUCUCGGUGGCAAGCAGGUCAUUAGAGUGUCGUGUGGGGACGCGUUCACCAUUGCUGCCACGGAUGACAAUCACAUCUUUGCUUGGGGAAAUGGAGGGAACGGGCGCCUGGCGAUGACCCCCAACGAGCGCCCCCACGGCCCCGACACUUGCACAUCGUGGCCUCGUCCAAUAUUUGGGUCCCUGCACCAUGUCCCGGACCUGUCCUGCCGUGGCUGGCAUACCAUCCUGAUCGCAGAGAAAGUCCUGAACUCCAAGACCAUUCGCUCCAACAGCAGCGGCCUUUCCAUCGGGACGGUUGCGCAGAGCUGCUCGUCGGGCGACUCCGGAAGAGGCGAUGAGGACAGCGACCGCGAAUCUCUUGCCUCCGACCCGAGCGGGGGAUUCCGCGGCACGAUGGAGGCAGAGCCCGAAACCAGCCCAUUCAACAUGACGGAAAGCAUGGAGAGCAGCUCCUGUCCCAGCUGGCUCCGACAGGAACUUGAAGAAGCUGAAUUCAUACCCAUCCCGCGGACCCCCUCGUCCACCUCUCUCCAGGAGCCGAGCGAGACGUCGCAGAAAGACCUGGAAGAACAGGGUGGCGCUGAGAGCGCGGCGCAGGAGUCGGGGAGUGAGAGGUGUAUGUGCGACGCUCUGCGAGGGGAGGUUAAGAGGCUGCAGGAUCUGGUAUAUUCCUGCGUGAAAGAACACGAGGCUCUGCGCGAGGAGAACGCCCGUCUGGCCAACGAGGUGCAGCAGCUCAGCGAGAAGCUGCAGGGAGUCAUGCAGCAGAGUCUGGCGGUGAACCGGCAAGGAGAGGCGCUGCAGCUUCUCCAGAGACAGGUGGCGUUAUGUCUGAAAGGGACGGUUCCCGCGGCAGAGGAUUCAGACGCAGACUCCUGGUGCUUCCUGGGUGCAGACGGCUGCAGACCGGCCCCAGGGCCGCCAAUGUGACUGCAGCCGAGGCUUUGCGAUAGUGAACAGCGGAGUCCCUGAGAACGGGGGUAAGAGCCGCGGUGGUCUCUGCCCUGGCACCGUUUUGGCUGCGCUCCAUGGAUGAGGCCGGCAGCCCUUAUUUGCUUGGACCCUUCGUGUUACACGGACGGGACUCGCCAUUUUUAACUGUGUUGUGCACUCACUCACCACGUGGCCUUCUCACUGCUGAAGAUGCAUGGACUGUAUCGUUGGUCUGCAGGAGCCCGGGCUGGAACGAAGCGUUGGCCCCGGCCGGCUCCGCCAUCCGGGACUCGUGAUUUCUCGCAGUAAUGUGCUCGGCAGCUGCUGUGAAAUAAAACACUGUGCAUUUAAUCCA